ACAAAAGCUUAGAGCCUAGCUUGAUCGCGUGCGUGCCAUAAUCCGAUCAAGAAAGAGAGAGAGAGAGAAAGCUGGGGCCGCUCAUCAUCCGAAACCAGUGGAGAAACUAGAAAAAGCCCAGAGACCCAGCCAAAAAAAAAAAAAUGACACUCUGCCCGUCGUCUCACCUGCUGCCACUAUCCAACUCGCCAUCGCCGCCACCAAUGGCUGCCUCUCUCACCACCUCCUCCGCCGCUUCUCGCCUCCUCCUCCUCCCUUCCGCCUCCGCCCGAGCUCCACUCCACCGACUCUCCGCCCCUCACUCCACCAACACUUCUCUCGCUGCUUCCUCCUCCUACGCUUUCUCUCCUCUCAAAUGUCGCCGCUACUCCCCUCUCCCCCCUCGCGCCUUCUCAAACCAGAGGGCGUCUUCCAUGAGCACUGUUGCCGCGGCUUCCGAUCCUGCUCAGUUGAAGAGCGCGAGGGAGGACAUCAAGGAGAUUCUUAAUUCAAAGUUUUGCCAUCCGAUUCUGGUUCGUCUGGGAUGGCACGAUGCCGGCACCUAUAACAAGAGCAUCGAGGAGUGGCCGAGGAGAGGUGGAGCCAAUGGAAGUCUCCGAUUCGAGAUUGAGCUCAAACAUGCUGCAAAUGCCGGGCUUGUGAAUGCGCUGAGUCUUCUUCAACCUAUCAAAGAAAAGUACUCUGGUGUGACUUAUGCUGAUUUGUUCCAAUUGGCCAGUGCUACUGCCAUAGAGGAAGCUGGGGGUCCUAAAAUCCCAAUGAAAUAUGGGAGGGUUGAUGUGUCUUCUGCCGAAGAAUGCCCAGAGGAAGGAAGACUUCCUGCUGCUGGUCCACCAAGUCCUGCUGAUCAUUUGCGGGAGGUUUUCUACAGAAUGGGAUUGAACGACAAGGAAAUAGUUGCACUGUCUGGUGCACACACCUUGGGAAGGUCCAGGCCAGAUCGUAGUGGUUGGGGGAAACCAGAGACUAAGUAUACGAAAAAUGGGCCUGGUGCACCAGGUGGGCAGUCAUGGACAGCAGAGUGGCUGAAGUUUGAUAAUUCUUAUUUCAAGGAUAUCAAAGCCCAAAUAGAUGAGGACCUACUGGUAUUGCCUACUGAUGCUGCUAUCUUUGAAGAUCCUGCAUUCAAGGUGUAUGCUGAGAAAUAUGCUGAAGACCAGGAUGCUUUUUUCAAGGACUAUGCGGAAGCCCAUGCCAAGCUCAGCAAUCUAGGAGCCAAGUUUGAUCCUCCUGAGGGUAUUGUGCUAGAUGGCGUUCAAGGAGAGAAGUUUGUGGCAGCCAAGUACUCAUCUGGAAAGGAUUAAGAAUAAGAAAAAAAACAAGUAACCGGUAUCAUCAUAUAAUAAUAUGAGGAUGAGAAGAUAUAUUGAAACCCUACCUAUCAAUAUUCACAACUAAAUCUCCGGAAGUGGAAAUGAAGGAGAAACACCGAAUAAAAGGAAAAUUUCGAAAUGAGUGUGGUUGCGUAUUUGAAUUGCAGAAAGAGCUAUCAGAUGCAAUGAAGCAAAAGAUCCGUGCUGAGUACCAAGCAGUUGGUGGAAGCCCAGAUAAGCCUCUGCAAUCUAAUUACUUCCUGAACAUUAUCAUUGUGAUUGGUGUUCUUGCAAUUUUGACAUCUCUCCUCGGGAACUAGAAAAGUUUUUGCGUUGCAUAUUUGUAUUGCUGAUUGAUACCAAGUAUAUUGCUUUGUUUGUUGCUCGUUGCUCCAAUUCCGAGCCUUGUGUUUUCUUUUACUUCAUAUGCUGCAUAGCUAUACAUUCAUAUAUGAGCUAGUAGGACAGGUAAACGGUUAUUCUGUUAGUAGUGCAAUUGAUAACUAAACUGAAACCAAAAUCGAAACCAAUGGUUAUCGAUCACACCGAGAACUGAUUAAAUAGUAAAUGAUCGGUUU
Linum tenue is the source of this 1891-nucleotide messenger RNA. The record is from the annotation of a GenBank genome assembly. NCBI's taxonomy places the organism in Eukaryota, Viridiplantae, Streptophyta, Magnoliopsida, Malpighiales, Linaceae.